AUGGCUGAAAAAGAGGCUGCCGACGCUUCUGACACUUUGGUUUUUGAGCAGGACUUCUCUCAGUUGGAACAGAGCUUGGAGGAAGAAACAUGGGAGGUGGAUGACGAUGAUGAAACGCUGGAGCUCUAUACCCCGGAGGCCAAAGAUGCCGAACCGGGUGCAGUCAUGGUGACGAAGGGUGGCCUUGCUUCGGUGGCAGAGUUGGUGCACCAAUUCGGCAGCGGUUGGAAGGUGAGCCGCUUGUGCAUGGAGUUGGUGUGUGAAUCAAUUGACCUGGACUCCAAUGGGACCUUUACUGUGGGUUUGGCCUUUGAUGAUGAUCUAGAAGAGGCGGUCCUUUUGGCCUGCACCAUCCGUCGGCCGCGUCCAGAGACCAAGCUGCCCAGAGAACCAGGUGAUCCGCCAGAGGAAGCCGAGCCGCCUAAGCCCAUCGCGUUGCACGUCAAUGGUCAGGUGGCUGAGGAAGAUCUGGGCGAACUCCCCAAAAGGAUCGAGCUUGACGUGCAGCUCAAUUGGGAGGAGAAGACCACUUUGGUGAAGCACAAAGUUCGGGAGUCACCUACUUCGGCGGAGGAGUCCGCUACGUCCACGGGAUUCUACACCACGGACGUCGCCUUUGAUGUAGCCAAGGCCGUUUUCCUACGUGCCACUGGCAGUGUCCGAGUCCGGCUACUGUCGCUGAAAUGCAGUUGCGACACCUAG
Messenger RNA from Cladocopium goreaui, 702 nucleotides. Lineage: Eukaryota; Dinophyceae; Suessiales; Symbiodiniaceae. The record is from the annotation of a GenBank genome assembly.